UACAGUUUGUUCGCCCUCCUCUCAUCAUCUUCUCUGUGGAUGGGUUCCGUGCCUCGUAUAUGAAGAAAGGAAGCAAAAUUUUACCUAAUAUUGAGAAACUUCGAACAUGUGGCACUCAUUCUCCAUAUAUGAGACCCGUGUAUCCAACCAAGACCUUCCCAAACCUCUACACCCUGGCUACAAUUUGGAUUACGUCUGUCAAACAAGGGGUGAAGGCUGGUACAUUCUUUUGGCCUGUUGUCAUCCACCACGAGAGGAGAAUACUAACCAUGCUUCAGUGGUUGAAUCUACCAGACAAUGAAAGGCCAUAUGUUUAUGCCUUCUACUCUGAACAGCCUGAUGCUGCAGGUCACAAGUAUGGACCAAUUAGUACAGAAAUAAAUACUCCUCUGAAGGAGAUUGACAAGCUUGUAGGACAUUUGAUGGAUGGGCUGAAACAGAUGAAGCUACAUCGUUGUGUCAACAUCAUCUUUGUUGGAGAUCAUGGCAUGGAAGAUAUGACUUGCGACAAGGUGGAAUUUCUGAGUUCUUACUUAAACGCUGUAGAUGACAUUUUUUUGAUUCCUGGAUCCCUAGGACGUAUUCGUUCAAAAAGCAAUCCUAAAUAUGAUCCGAAAGUAAUUGUUGCAAACCUAACCUGUAAAAAGCCAGACCAGCACUUUAAGGCCUAUUUGAAGCAGCACCUUCCUAAACGCCUUCAUUAUGCUAAUAAUCGAAGAAUUGAAGAUGUCCACUUAAUGGUAGAGAGAAAAUGGCAUGUGGCCAGGAAACAAGAGUCUAUCACCAAAAAACCAGGAAGAUGUAUACAUGGAGACCAUGGUUAUGAUAAUAAAAUCAACAGCAUGCAGACUGUUUUUAUAGGUUAUGGCCCAUACUUCAAGUACAAGACCAAGGUACCUCCAUUUGAGAAUAUUGAACUUUACAAUGUUAUGUGUGACCUUCUAGGUUUGAAGCCAGCCCCCAAUAAUGGAUCGCAUGGAAGCCUUAAUCAUCUUUUGAGGAACCCUGUUCAUAAACCAACAGUGCCUGAGGAAGUCAGCAGACCACAGCCACCUGGAAUUACUGCCUUAAGUUCUUCAGAUGACUUAGGAUGCUCCUGUGACGAUAAGAGCAAGGCAGAUGAACUCAACAGACGCCUGUUUAAAACAACAGAAGACAACAAACAUUUGCCAUAUGGUCGACCUGCCUUACUGUAUCGCUCCAGGCUUCUUGCUCUGCAUCACAAUGAUUAUGAAAGUGGCUACAGUGAGACCUAUUUAAUGCCACUUUGGACAUCCUAUACAGUCUCUAAACAGAACUUGCACCUACUGGAGAUGCAAAGUAUGAUGCUCUUUUGAUAACCAACAUUGUUCCUAUGUAUCCUGCCUUCAAAAGAGUAUGGAACUACUUUCAAAAAGUCCUUGUGAAGAGAUAUGCUAUGGAAAGGAAUGGGGUCAAUAUUAUAAGUGGUCCCAUCUUUGAUUAUGACUAUGAUGGUGUAUAUGACACACAAGAGAAGAACAAACAAUAUGUGAAUGGUUCAGUACCAGUUCCAACACAUUACUACAGUAUAAUCACCAGCUGUUUAGAUUUCACACAACCGGCAGACAAAUGUGAUGGUCCUCUGUCUGCUUUUGCUUUCAUACUUCCUCACAGAUCUGAUAACGAUGAAAGCUGUAACUUCAAAUCCACAAAUGUAAAUAAGCAAAGAAAGUAUACUCGAACUUCAAAAGUUAGGAGCCCCGAUGAUGAAUUUAAAUGGGUUGAAGAUCUGCUUAAGAUGCACACAGCACGAGUGCGGGAUGUGGAACUGCUCACUGGGCUAGACUUCUACCGUAAGACUAGCAGAAGCUAUACAGAGAUCCUCUCUCUAAAGACGUACCUUCAUACCUUUGAAAGUGAAAUUUAACCUAUCUGGUGCUCUAUCCUCCUUUCUGCAACUCUUUUAACAGCUGGUGUAUAUUUUUUAUACUUGUAUUAUAUUUAUUAAUUUUUCAAGGCAAGAAGUUAAAAAAAUAUUAGUAUUGCAAUCAUUUGUAUUAAACCGUACAUAAUGAGCAUGUCUGUGUUUUAUUCUCUAAUUGUUUUUAAUUUGGUUGAAAUUCUGUGUAAGUAGUAGUGUCUACACAGUCACUUGUUUGACCCAGACUAAUAUUUGCUGCUGCAGAAAUGUGAUUUGUGUUGAAGCCAAGCUUCCAACCCAGGGCACUCUUAAAUAGAAUGUGCAUAGUCAGUUUUGUGUUGUGUCUUAAACUAAUGACUGUGUAAAAAUGUGUUCCUUAUUUCCUUUUUAUUGUGGUAUUUUAGUGUAUUAAAGACAAGAGACUGAAUAUAAAAUAAACAUUCUAAAUUCCUUUUUCUUA
Molecule: messenger RNA, 2342 nt
Organism: Protopterus annectens (West African lungfish)
Lineage: Eukaryota; Metazoa; Chordata; Ceratodontiformes; Protopteridae
Gene: ENPP2
Product: ectonucleotide pyrophosphatase/phosphodiesterase 2
Biological process (GO): phosphatidylcholine catabolic process
Molecular function (GO): nucleic acid binding; alkylglycerophosphoethanolamine phosphodiesterase activity; zinc ion binding
Source: RefSeq, a predicted model, not a curated record